CACUCACUUUUUCUCUCUCAAAUCUCCCUAAUUUAGCCCCACGACCAGACAAAAUUCGCCGACUCACGGACGCAAGGUCCGCCGCCUCUCCUUCUCCGGCGACGAACGCCGCCGGUCACUCUACCCCUCCGACUCAAAGACCCCGCCCAGACAAACAUCUCGCGCCGCCUCCCUCUCAAAAUCGGCGGCCGCAGCAGCCGACAAGGCCUACCGCCGCCGCCUGACGUCCCUCGAAACAGACCAGCGAACAGCAGCAGAUAGUUGCAGCCAUCGCCCACAUACUCCAUCUCUCUGCUCAAUUCCGGUCGACAGCAAUGGCUCCUUGCAGCCAGCGUCGCCGCCCGGACUUUACCCGACUCGACUCACACACACACCGAAGUAACAACCCCGACGCAGCCAGUUCAAAACAAGAAAUAAAAAUCGAAGCUUCAAAGAAAAAAGAGGGAGAAGAAAUUACCAAAGAAGAGAGAGAAGAGGACUGGGAGGGAGAGGAAGACGAUGACGACGAGUAUUAUCUGUCAUCGGAGUCGGAAAUAGCGGAGGCGUUGGACUUUUUGGACUCGAGAGAAGAUGCAGAGGGCGGUAUACUCGACGGCUCUUUUACGCCGCUGCACACGCGGCGGCCGAACGCUCACGGUGGGCUCCACUCGCGACCAAACAACUCGUCACUUCAGCCCAUAUCGAAUAAGUCGCAGAAAGUUGCGAAUCACAUCAGGGCUUCGCCGUUGGAGGAGUGGGAAGGAAGGUUCGAUGUAGGGAUGUCAAACUCAGUCACCACUGCCAUUCGUGGGAGUGUUCGUGAUAUGGCUAUUGGUAAGACUAAAACAACUGAGAAAGCAGAUCGUGCAACUGUUGAGCAGGCAAUUGACCCUAGAACCCGUAUGGUGUUAUUCAAGAUGCUUAAUCGGGGUAUAUUUAAUGACAUCAAUGGCUGCAUUUCAACUGGAAAAGAAGCCAAUGUCUACCAUGCUACUAAAUCCGAUGGUCAGGAGCUCGCUAUCAAGGUUUACAAAACAUCGGUCCUCGUAUUCAAGGAUAGAGAUCGCUACGUACAAGGUGACUACAGAUUCAGACAUGGGUACUGCAAGCACAACCCUCGAAAAAUGGUUAAAACAUGGGCCGAGAAAGAAAUGAGGAAUCUCAUGAGGUUAAAAGCGGCAGGAAUACGGUGUCCAGCUCCACUACUUUUGAGACUCCAUGUUCUGGUGAUGGAAUUUAUAGGCAAGGCAGGUUGGGCUGCUCCUCGGCUCAAAGAUGCUGAUUUAUCUGACGACAAACUACGCGAAUGUUAUGUUGAGAUGAUUAUGGCGAUGCGGACAUUAUAUCAAAAGUGUAAGCUAGUGCACGGAGACCUUAGCGAGUAUAAUAUACUUUAUUUUGAGGGUCACUUGUACAUUAUCGACGUUUCACAAUCAGUUGAUCUCGACCAUCCCCAUGCCCUUGAUUUCCUUCGAGAGGAUUGUAUUCAUGUCUCGGAUUUUUUCAAGAAACAUGGGGUGGCGGUUAUGACAAUACGGGAAUUGUUCGAUUUUAUAGUCGAUCCCACCAUUGAUGAUGAUUCUGUGGACAGUUAUCUGGAAGAGGUACAAAAGAAGAUCUUGGCUAGAGGCGAUGAGAUCUCUGCUGAAGAAGAAAUCGCAGAUUUAGUAUUCGUCCAGACAUACAUCCCGAAGACUUUGGACGAUGUAAAGCACGCGGAGGAAGACGUGCAACGUAUCAUCAGCGGGAAGGACACUGGAGAAAUGUACUAUCAGACGAUCACAGGUCUCAAGUCGGCCCUCUCUCUGAACAGUUCAUCCCAAGCAGAAACGGGGCAGCAGCAACGCGGUGGCAAGCUUGGAAACGAUGGCCCCGAUGAAUCAUCCCCUGGCUUACCAGAUGGGGAAUCAGAAACUGAAACUGAGGAAAGUGAUGAGGACUCAGACUCAGAAGACGGCUCGUUUUCUGAUGGCGAUAAGAAGACUCCAGCGGAGAGGAAAACGGCUAGAAAAGAGAACAAGAAGAAAGUUAAGGAAGAGAAGAGAGAGUCGCGCAAGAACAAAGUUCCCAAAGCUGUGAAAAAGAAGAAGAAGAAGCUGGCAAAAGCCAAGAAGACUCGAUGAGAAACUUCCUAAGAAGGCCUAAUUCCUAACUAGUUUUAGAGAGUUUUGUGCUGUUUCGAGUUCUUGCUUCAGGCUGCAGGUUUCCCUCGUCAUUUUACAAAAAAAUACAUAUUUACGUACAUGGUUGUAAUCGCGGUAUGUAAAAGAGACAGCUCAAAUUUGAGCAUUUUUGAGAGCCUUUCAUUUUCCUUCCGCAUGAAAAUGUCACGCAUAAAA
This is a messenger RNA of Salvia miltiorrhiza (redroot sage), 2318 nucleotides long. RefSeq lists its product as uncharacterized. Gene Ontology annotation, molecular function: protein serine/threonine kinase activity; ATP binding. Bases 315 to 2102 code for a protein of 595 amino acids. The transcript is spliced from 12 exons. The record is from RefSeq and is a predicted model, not a curated record. NCBI's taxonomy places the organism in Eukaryota, Viridiplantae, Streptophyta, Magnoliopsida, Lamiales, Lamiaceae.